UAGCAAUGGUAGCGGCGGUUGUGAUGUAAUACAAAGUAUGAGUCAGAGAUGAGUCUAGUGGCAGCAAUAUGUGGCUCAUGACAUAAUACACAGUAGUAAAGGAGAAAUGAAUAGGGGCAUACAUGGUUGUAACAAUUGUAGCUAAGGACAAAAAAUGUGCUUAUUCACUACUUGUAGCCAGCACUGCAGAUGGUGAUUUCUUGCUGUUUCAACAAGUUUGGGCAGGUGCAUCUGAGCAUUCAUUGCCAUCACAUAAUGCUCACAGCAUGAACAACACAAUUGAGCAUGGAUUUCAUUUUGCAUUUGCAAAAAAUGAUAAGAAAAUGAGCCACUACAGUACCUUGAAGACCAUGUGAGAGUGGAUCAAGAACAUACUUGAGCCAUGGAGAAAGGUGGUUAUUGAGACAGAUCCCAAUCUUGAUGAUGACCAGCAUACAAUUGUCUACCUCAACUGCUACCCAGUGCACACCAGCCAGGAUUUCCAUACUUAUGUUUGGGAGAAGUACCCAUGUGUGUUUCUAUGCUUCGUACCUGCAAGUUGUGAG
Molecule: messenger RNA, 545 nt
Organism: Suillus subaureus
Lineage: Eukaryota; Fungi; Basidiomycota; Agaricomycetes; Boletales; Suillaceae
Exons: 2
Coding region: 123-356 (77 amino acids)
Source: RefSeq, a predicted model, not a curated record